UCCUGCCCGUCAAUAUCGCACAACUUUCCCACAGCUCGUUAAAACUCCUGCUAAAAGAAUCAGAAUCGAGAGGAAUCUGUUUUGACCGCUAGAAUUCAAGCACGUUUGGAAAUGCCACCAUCAGGAGAUACGCACAUCCACGAUCAUCUUCUAUAUCUCUCAGAGCCCGGUCAAAUUUUCAAGAUUUACAGCUUUCUUGAUACAUGUUCACCAGACUACCUCGGUGGAAUAUUUAGUCAGAUUCUCCGAUACCUGUCUUGAGAAAAAGGAGGCUCAAGACCUUUUGAUGAAAAUAUCGAUGGAUAAGAUUCUACAAGAAAGAAUUUGGGUUGCCCUGGAUGAAGGCUCCGAGAUUUUCAUGCUGGCCAAGAAGAACCUCUAUUAUAAAAUCGAGUUUAAAGAGGAACAGCUUCCAAGUCAGGUUCGAUGGAAGUACAAGGAUCUCCAGGUGAUUCUCAUUGAUAGCCUGGAUGAGAACUACCGAAAGCAAGGUGGAUGGGUGAAUCGACCUCCCGUCAGAGGCGCACAACCAUUGAUCUUAAUUCCAUAUGUUGGAGGAAGUUUCGACGAUGCAAUAUUCUUGAAAUAUGAUCCGUCAGUACAGGGUGCUUGUAAUUAGGUUCAACAUUAUUCAGGCGGAAUACUCAUGCGUGUUGUUUUGAGGCUUUACUACGUUGAUUUAGGCCCACGAAUAAGCUUAAUUCUGAAAUGUCUUG
This is a messenger RNA of Aspergillus welwitschiae, 716 nucleotides long. RefSeq lists its product as uncharacterized. Lineage: Eukaryota; Fungi; Ascomycota; Eurotiomycetes; Eurotiales; Aspergillaceae. The record is from RefSeq and is a predicted model, not a curated record. Bases 287 to 619 code for a protein of 110 amino acids. The transcript has a single exon.